Molecule: messenger RNA, 623 nt
Organism: Megalops cyprinoides (Indo-Pacific tarpon)
Lineage: Eukaryota; Metazoa; Chordata; Actinopteri; Elopiformes; Megalopidae
Gene: ptges
Product: prostaglandin E synthase
Exons: 3
Coding region: 77-514 (145 amino acids)
Biological process (GO): prostaglandin biosynthetic process
Cellular component (GO): membrane
Molecular function (GO): prostaglandin-E synthase activity
Source: RefSeq, a predicted model, not a curated record
UCCCUCUGGCACGUCGCUUAUUACCGCUCAGCGAGCGACAGCUCUGUCCGUAUAUCUGUCACUGAAUCAAGUCACAAUGUUGGAUAAUGAGGUCUUUGCAUCUUUCGUUUUCUAUAGCACGCUUCUUGUGCUUAAAAUGUACAUCAUUGCAAUCAUUACGGGACAAGUGAGACUUCGUAAAAAGGCGUUCGCGAAUCCUGAAGAUGCAAUGAGACACGGAGGAGUUCAGUACUGCAGAGAAGAUCCCUACGUCGAGCGAUGCAGGAGGGCUCAUCACAACGACAUGGAGAACAUCUUCCCCUUCCUGUUCUUGGGUGCGGUUUACUCGAUGACAGAACCCUCUCUAAAUGUUGCACGAGUUCACUUUCUGGUCUUUUUUCUGGGCCGGAUUGUCCACAGUGUCGCCUAUCUGUGUGCCCUGAAAGCCCCUACUCGUUCCCUGGCUUACGUAAUCGCCCAAGUGCCCUGCUUCUCUAUGUUAGUGCAGAUCCUUUUCACCAUGGCCUCGCCCUGAUGGAAUUUCACCAACCAACGAAACUUUGAGGACGUUGUUUUCAGUUCUGAAUGUAUAGCAAUACAAGUAAUUGACUAUGUAGUCCAAAAUGCACUCAGUGUUCUAAAGA